AUGGCAAAGACCAGGAGAACACACACUGAAGACCACCGAUCCGAAGACGAGCACCAAUCCGAAGCGAACAAUGCCGAGACGGUUGACGAGACCAACAUGGCCGAGAUGGUACAACAAUUGAAGGAGGAAAUGGCCGCCAUGAAGCAGCAACGACAGAGAGACGCUCGCGAGAUGGCCGCCUUGAGGGAAGAGAAUGCCGCCCUGAAAAAUCAAAACAAAGAUCUCACGUGGAAACCCUCCGAGACGACUCACACCCAGGGGUCGUUCCACUCGCUCGGACAUCAUACUUCUCUCCAUCACGCUUCCACUGUCGCCCCGGGGAACCACGCCUCGGCUGCCCAGGUAACCGGCCGACCUGCGUACGCCACGCUGACCGGAGCACACCGACACCCUUUCACCCCCAACAUCAUGCAAUCCUCCCUCCUCGACCACUGGAAGUCCCUCCCGUUAGAUAAGUAUGACGGAACCACCGAUCCCGACGAGCAUGUUGACAUUUUCCUGACUCAAGUCACCCUCAGCACUACCGACGACGCCGCCUUGUGCCGAAUUUUUCCAACAUCGUUGAAAGGUCGAGCACUGAGUUGGUUCACAAGGCUCCUGGCUAACUCAGUUGACUCCUUUAACACGUUGGCAUCUCAAUUUACUAUCCAAUUUGCUACGAGCCGACCACACCAGCUCACUUCUUUGGCUUUGGUAAGCAUUUGGCAAGAAAAGAAAGAGUCCCUUCGAACAUUCAUGAGCCGAUUCAACAAGGCAACACUCAAAAUCCAAGACCUGAAUCCCGCGGUGGCUCUCCACCAUCUCACCACCACCCUGAAACCAGGACCCUUUGCCAACAGCAUUUGCAAGAAACCACCAACUGACAUGGAUGACUUGCGUCGGCGCGCCGACAAAUACAUGCAGAUGGAAGAACUAGCUGAGUUUCGUUACCAAGCAAGGGCGGAGAUAACUAUCAAAACCGAUAAGCCAACUGAGAGCAACUAG
This is a messenger RNA of Cajanus cajan (pigeon pea), 984 nucleotides long. The record is from RefSeq and is a predicted model, not a curated record. Lineage: Eukaryota; Viridiplantae; Streptophyta; Magnoliopsida; Fabales; Fabaceae.